Molecule: messenger RNA, 576 nt
Organism: Linum trigynum
Lineage: Eukaryota; Viridiplantae; Streptophyta; Magnoliopsida; Malpighiales; Linaceae
Source: the annotation of a GenBank genome assembly
AUGGCUUCAGCAAUGAAGGAAAAUUUUGAUAAGUACCGGGAGUCCUACAGUACUAUUCUCUCUGUGGCAGUGGUCUUUGAUCCACGAUACAAGUUGGAUUCUGUUUAUGGUGAUCCCGGUGAUCAAUCUCCAUCACUUGCUGAGAAUAUUGCUGAAGAUGUGGACUAUGGAGAUGAUAUGGAUGAGUUUGGUUCAUUUUGGGAAAAUCAGUUCUUAGGCGAUAGAACACAAUUAGAUGAAUAUCUGAAUGAUAAAAGGCUCGAGCGCAAACAACCAUUGGAUGUUCUUGUUUGGUGGAAGAACAAUGAAUCUCGAUUUCCUGAGCUUGCUCACUUGGCCAGAGAUAGUUUGAGCAUUCCUAUCACAACCCUAGCAUCAGAGUCGGCUUUCAGUAUGGGCGGAAGAGUUUUAAGUAGUUGGCGGAGCUCUCUUUUGCCUGAAAAUACCGAAGCCUUAAUUACCACUCAUAGUUGGUUAUACGGAUUUCCAAGCGGUGAUCAUGAUAAUGGACUUGAGGUGAAGAUUUCAAAGACUUUUGGAGGAUCCUCAGUGGCCUCUGAUUGUACUCCUCUCUGA